This is a messenger RNA of Dissoconium aciculare CBS 342.82, 948 nucleotides long. Its product is annotated as G-patch-domain-containing protein. Lineage: Eukaryota; Fungi; Ascomycota; Dothideomycetes; Mycosphaerellales; Dissoconiaceae. The record is from RefSeq and is a predicted model, not a curated record. The coding region runs from base 1 to 948 and encodes 315 amino acids. Gene Ontology annotation, molecular function: nucleic acid binding. Gene Ontology annotation, cellular component: kinetochore. The transcript has a single exon.
AUGUCGAAUGAUAGCCAAGCCGCGGGGGAGGAUGACUACCUCUCCAUGUCAUUCAAUGAAGAAACUGCGCACGUCCCAGAGAGCAGUCUGCAGAGAACUGCCCGAUUGAAGCGUGAGGCUGCGAGUCGAGCCCAUCAGCCACGAAAGCGUGAGCUUGAAGAACGAGCAGCCAAAGCCCAACAAGCCAUCCUGGAUACUGCUUUAGAUAGCUCAAGCAUAGGUGCGAAAAUGUUGUCGAAGAUGGGUUUCAAGGAAGGCGGAACUCUUGGGAAGUCGGCCGAUGCACUACGAGAGCCCAUCAGGGUCAACUUUCGCCAUGGCAAAGGUGGUCUCGGUGUGGAAAGGGAGAAACGAUCAGACGACGCCAGAACGCUUAAACGAAACCGAGACGGUCUAAUCGAUGCCACUGCUGCUACUGCCAAUAGAGAUCACGUCGAGAAACGCGCAAAGGUCAGCGAAAAUGAAUAUCGGGAGCGAGCGCAAUUGUCUGCGGAGGAGCGUCGCGCACACGGCAAAUUGACAGGUGCGAUGAAGGUUUUGGAGACAUUGGAGGACGGGGCGUCAAAGGAUGAGGGGCGCGAGAUGGCCACAUUGCAACAUGUGCCUCUGCAUUCGGUCAAUGUUCUCAGGCGGCCCCUGGCACGGGAAAGACUCCGAGAAGAUCGCGAGCGGAUGAUGCAGCUCAUCAAGGCUGAAGCAAUCGCAGUCCGCGAUCGCCCGGAUGACAUUUCCGAUCCGAAGCGGAAAUUCAUCGCCGCGGCAGAUGUAGACCUUGAGGAAUCUGAUUCAGAGUUGGAGGAGUUUGAGGCGCAGCCUAUAGCAGAACAGCUGGAGAAAGUUGUAGAACAUCUGCGGGAACAGCACAACUACUGUUACUGGUGCAUGGGACAAUACCCGGAUGAAGGCAUGGAAGGCUGCCCGGGAUUGACCGAAGACGAACAUGGAUGA